Messenger RNA from Nomascus leucogenys (northern white-cheeked gibbon), 1266 nucleotides. It is a transcript of the gene GARIN2, whose product is annotated as golgi associated RAB2 interactor family member 2. Lineage: Eukaryota; Metazoa; Chordata; Mammalia; Primates; Hylobatidae. Gene Ontology annotation, cellular component: nucleus. The record is from RefSeq and is a predicted model, not a curated record.
AUGAAGAAGAACACCAGCAAGUCUACCAUGAGGAUCAAUAAGCAAGAUGCUUUCUGCACCCCACACUCCCAUGAUCCAAGAGAUCUUCAAAAUAUGUUGGAUGGAGGAGAGUAUGCACCUUUUGUAUCUCUUCCCAUGUUAGAGAGCAAUUUUAUCCAGGUCAACAGGAGAGGUGAAUCCAUUUACCUUCAUAACCGAGCCAACUGGGUGACCGUAGGCAUCUGUUCUUCCAGCUCCACCCACAAGAUCCCCAAUGUGAUGCUACUGGCACAUCUGACCCCUGGUGCCCAAAAAGAUACAGAACCCCUGUUUAAAAGUCUCCUGACAUCUCCUCCUGCAGAGAAACUCGUGCUCACCAGGUUUCUCCCCUUGCAGUUUGUGACUCUGUCUGUGCAUGAUGCGGAGAACAUGUGCCUGAAAGUAAAGCUGGUGAGUGGUCGAGCCUACUACUUACAGCUCUGCACCUCUGCAUAUAAACAGGACACCUUGUUUUCUCAAUGGGUGGCCCUCAUCUCCCUCUUGAAUCAGGAGAAAGCCAAAGUUUCCAAAGUGUCAGAGUUUUCAAGUCUCUCAGGAAUUACGAAUAGCACAGACAUCACAGGCUCCACGGAUGUGAUGGAUAUCACAGCAUUCACAGCCAUCCUGACCCCGUACAUGUAUGCAGGUACAGGCCCUGAACAUGUCAGGGACAGCAUAGAUUUCUCAGAAUUCACAGACAUCACCGACAUCACAGAUGUCACAGAUCUUCCAGAAAAUGAGGUCCCAGAGGUCCCAGAUGUAAGAAUUGUCACAGAAGUCAUAGAAGUCAGAGAAGCCACAGAAAUCACAGACAGCUCUGAUAUUACAAACUGCUCGGGAGUCACAGUGGUGUUUGAAAACAAUGACUUAAUCAGGGCCAAGCAAGAGGAGAAGGAAAAAUUGGAAAACAUUCUGAAGCCUGGGUGUCUACAAGAUACAAGCAAGAGUGACUUGAAAGAAUCCUCAAAACGUGUCACCAUCUCAAACAUAACACUGACUUUUGAAGGUAAAAGAUAUUCUCAAACUACCUUGACUCCAGUAGAAAGUGAGGCAAAUACAUCCAAGGAGAAGGAGGAUAAGACCUCUAAAGAAAAGAUGCCUGAUUUUCAGAGCACAGCUCUCAAGGCUGAAGAAUCCAGGAGCUUGAGAACUGAAUCAAACACUUCAGUUCUCUCCCCUCAUAUCAAAUCUCCUUUGAAUUUCCUCAAACUUGUGCCUCAUCUGUCUCCCCUUUUCUCAAGGGAAUGA